Gaeumannomyces tritici R3-111a-1 is the source of this 2130-nucleotide messenger RNA. Its product is annotated as high mobility group protein. The transcript has 2 exons. The record is from RefSeq and is a predicted model, not a curated record. Bases 300 to 1271 code for a protein of 323 amino acids. Lineage: Eukaryota; Fungi; Ascomycota; Sordariomycetes; Magnaporthales; Magnaporthaceae.
AACUCCAGCACUCCCCCCAGAAAAAUUCCCUCGCGUCUCCCACUUUCUUGAUCCCAAUAGCCUCACCAAAUUCCCCUCAGCAUUCUAUUCUUUCAGCGCCCGCCCGCUGUAGGCAAGCCAGCCCGAGCACCAGCGCAAAUCCACCAGCGUGCAAUCGAACAAUUUGAUCAACACCAACGCCGCGCUGAAUUAAUUUCGGCACGACUGAACCCCAGCGUCGCUAGCAUCUGCUACCGAGCCGUCCCAACACCCACAAACCACCACCCCGCGGAUUCCAGGCAUCUCGCCCAGCAGCAUCAAUGGCGCGCCCUCCCAAGAACAAGGCCCCAGUGGUUGAAAACGUAGUUGCAAGCAGCUCGAUGCCUCCUCCGCCCCGCCAAAUCGACGUCGAGGGUUUCGUGCGUGUCCGCGACUCUGUUUACUCGAGACUGGUCAGCAUCCAGAACCUCCUCCAGCAGUUCUCGGGAGACUACUUGAGACAGACCAAUUUGCUGCUUGGUUUCGGCGAUGGACCGCUCGACAAUGCUGUCGAGUUCGGAGGGCUCGAGGGCAUGGUGAACCUCCUCCCUGCUACUGGCCUCGUGCCCAUGCCGGCCGAGGAGCCUAAGAAGGAGCGCAAGAAGCGCCACCAUGACCCCAACGCCCCUAAAAGGCCCCUGACCCCCUACUUCCUGUACAUGCAGACUGCCAGGCCCAUCAUCGCCGCCGACCUAGGCUCGGACGCGGCCAAGGGCGCUGUGCAGGAGGAGGGCCAGCGCCGGUGGGGCACCAUGUCCCAGGCCGAGAAGGCCGGCUGGGACCAGGCCUACCAGUACAACCUGCGCCUGUACAACGCACGGGUGCACUCUUACAAGCACGGAAACCCCGGCGCCAAGGAGAUGUCGGACGAGGACGCUCAGCAGUACGCUGAGCAGCACAGCAUCCCUAUGCCUACCGGCAAGGACGUGGCCGCCGCCGUCGUUGAGGUCGGCAACGACCAGGACGCCAUCGCGCAGCAGCUUCAGGGCGCCGUCGUGGACGAGCCCGAAGAGGAGGAGGAGGAGGAGGCCGCGCCCGAGAGCCCGCCCGUGGCUAAGACCCCCAAGUCGACCAAGAAGGGCGCGGCCGGCAAGCGUAAGAGCGCGGCCGCCUCGACCCCCGCCGAGCCUCCCACGCCUGCACCAAGCGAGAGCACAACCAAGAAGCGCAAGCGGCAGUCCAAGGCCGCCGAGGAGAAGCCCGAGCCCGAACCCAAGAAGUCGGGCCGCACCAAGAAGGCCAAGUCAGGCUAGGCGGCUGAUGCUGAGCUUGAGAACAUUGAUCCUGCUCUUCUCGAUGAAUGAGGAGGUCAUGGAACACAACACAUCACACAAAAAAAAACACAAGCAAACAAGGCAAAGCCAGUCGAAUUCUUAUGAUACCAGUUGCGCGCGCGCGAGCCUCUUCUUGCCCACGCUGCGUUCUCCUUCCCGGUUAUUUUUUUUUUUUAUGGCGGCGGCUUUGGUUAUCUACUAGACUCACGCUCCCUCGGCAACUCAAGUCACCUUCCUGCGGAUUCCUUGGGCGCUCUGGUGUUUCGGCGUCAACUUUUCUGAGGGGGCAACAGGGAUUUGGGGCCAGGGGGGGCUGAGGAGGGGCUGAUCUGCCGGGAAUAUCUACUUUUCCUACAGGGCGGUUUUCUGUUUGUUUUUUUUCCUCUUCUCUCUACCUUGUCUUUCUUGAGACCUUGUUCUUAAACGUACUGUAUGAAACAUCAUGACGGCUGUGUCGGACAGCAAAUUUUAUACUGGUGGGACGAGUUUUUAUAUACCGACUGGAUGGAGGAGCAGGCCUGCGGAGGCCGUUGGGGCUCAGUCGGUUUCUGGAGACGGACGAGGGGGGAACUCGGGUCCGUCGAAAGUAUUCGGCCAUCAACAAAACACUGUUAUCAUAUCUACCCGGUCGCGGAGAAGGAAGCAUCUGGAAGUGAGCCUGCGAUGGAAAUUAUGCGCUUCUUGUUCAAAAAAUCACUAUUAGUACUUUAAGAGGCACCCGCGCCCAUGUGACCGAGAAUAUGUCGUCCUUUGUAUUUCCCAACACAGCUGGCCCGAGCCAGCAAACCCCAACUUGUAAACACGAACAAGAAGAAUAAAAUAAAAUAAAACAUCAAGG